Fusarium venenatum is the source of this 1896-nucleotide messenger RNA. The record is from RefSeq and is a predicted model, not a curated record. Lineage: Eukaryota; Fungi; Ascomycota; Sordariomycetes; Hypocreales; Nectriaceae.
AUGCCCACUCAUUCAAACAACCUGGAAGUCGCCCGGAUCUCGCUAUGGACUCUCUCAAUUCUCCGAACCAGGUUGAAUGCCCCCCGCAACCUAAGCAAUUCGCGUGCAAACAAUGCCGCGCUAGAAAGCUAUGUGGCAGAUACUCCCGAGCCAUUGGUUGGCCAAGACUUGACUGAGGCUGGAAUCAAGAGGCGGAGGAUUCUGCGCGCGUGUGAUUCUUGCCGGUUGGCGAAGGCCAAGUGUUCGGGGACAAAGCCUUGUGCCCGAUGCCAAGCACAAAGACACGAAUGUCAAUUCGGGGGUAGUCAUGCAGUAUCAAGUUUCAACAUUGGUACAGAGUCGCCUAUGCCUUCGGCAAGUACUCUCCCAACAGGACAUGGAUCAAUCCCCAGUCAGGAUUCCUCAAUGGACAUAUCCAAUGUCGUGGCUGAAGAUGCUGGCCGGAUAUUUAACCACGAAAAUCGAGAUAUGAUCAAACAAUACCUUGAUACAUAUUUUGACAACAUCGACAUCGCAGACUGUAUAUUCCUGCAUCGAGCCACUACAAUUGCUGAGUGGAGUCAAGGGAAACUCGAUACCACACUACUGAAAGCCAUUUGUGCUUCCGCAAUACGGCUUUCACCUAUCCAAGGACGAGAUAGUGCAACAGCGAAUACGUGGAUGACGCAAGUUCAGCACGCGUUGGUUAACAACAUGGGCGAUAUGUCAGUACCCAAACUUCAAGCUUUGAUGCUUGUUGUCAAGUUUCUUUCUUCGAUGCGCUUUGCCGGGGACGUUUGGAUGUUACUCUCUGUUGCCUCCAGGGUCGCGUUCACAAAACGACUCAAUUAUGAACGUCCAUCUAUUGAUCCUGUUAGACAAGAAUGUCUUCGACGAAUAAUGUGGUCAAUAUAUGCAGUUGACAAGAUCUUCUCCGGGGGUAUUGAAGAUUUGACCGUUUGUCCAACACAAAGAAUACACAUUAGACUCCCUUGCAGCCAACAUGACUUCCAACUUGGAUUAAAGUCCAAGGCGCCUUUCCUGGGAAUAAAAAACGACAGGGAUACUGAUCUGAAUUCGUUGGCAAAUCUGUUCCGGCUGUAUGACAUUCGCGAUAGAGUCCUAAGAUACACUCGACACGUUAUUCUCAGUGGAAGAACUCCCUAUGACAGCCGUGGACAGUUACGCUCGCUAGAUCUCGAACUUGCGUCUUUCGAGAAGUCCUUGCCUGAAGAGCUGCAGCGGGAUGACAAUAGACUCAUGCUAAUGUGUUAUUCAGAUGAGGCACGCACGUACACAACACUCCAUACUGUUUUGUUGAGUUCUCGUUGUGAUCUUCAUCGAUUCUUGACCCCAGGUAUUAGAGAAGCGGUAUCACCCAAGGCAGUGGAUCAAACACCAAGAGCAUACAUAGAGUAUUGCCAACGUCAGUGUCUCCAGACCGCCUUACGAUUUAUCGACAUGUGGUCUAAAGUUCGACACAUGGGGACAAAGAGUCAUCUUGGAACCACCACAUUUUCUGUAGUGAUGUAUCAAUUCGUCAAGAUGAUCGAUAGUUUAGCCAGUUUGCUUCCUUCGAGUGGAGAAUCUUCUCUGCCAGUCAUUAAGCAAAAACUCACUGAGAUCUUACUUAUUAUAUCUCAAAACCAACCCGAGGCCGAGUUGAUUGCCUCUUGUGUCACUGACAUUGAGAAUCUCAUAUCAAGAUUGGGGACAAGAUAUAUAUCACCCAGCUCACCAAGUGCAUCUCCUGGAGCACUACGGCUACAAGAAAAGCUGCAUCGUCGCUCUAAGCAUGCUUUUGCACCGGAAGAUGAGGAAGAAGAAGAUCCCGCUGUCAGAGCUCAGGACCCAAGUUUAGAUGAGAGCCUGUGUCACCCAGAUAUUGGAUCUCGGAUUCCCUUUGGACCUGUUUGA